Messenger RNA from Candidozyma pseudohaemuli, 1248 nucleotides. RefSeq names its product Sfu1p (gene SFU1). Gene Ontology annotation, biological process: negative regulation of transcription by RNA polymerase II; positive regulation of transcription by RNA polymerase II. The record is from RefSeq and is a predicted model, not a curated record. The transcript has a single exon. Bases 1 to 1248 code for a protein of 415 amino acids. Gene Ontology annotation, molecular function: zinc ion binding; RNA polymerase II cis-regulatory region sequence-specific DNA binding; DNA-binding transcription factor activity, RNA polymerase II-specific. Lineage: Eukaryota; Fungi; Ascomycota; Pichiomycetes; Serinales; Metschnikowiaceae.
AUGUCAGCCAUACCGUCGCCGCAACCGGCCAUCAAAUCAGAACCCGAAGAGGUCUGCCCGAGAACCAGCGUAUCCGAAGAUGACCGCUCUGCUGGCCAGCUGUGCUCCAACUGUGGUACCACAAAGACCCCUCUCUGGCGAAGAGCUCCCAACGGCACCCUCAUCUGUAACGCCUGUGGCCUCUACCUACGCUCCAACAAGCACCAUCGCCCGGUCAACUUGAAAAGACCCCCCAACACCGUCUCCGUCAAGGAGACAGAGGGUUCUUGCAAAGGUGACGGCUCCUGUAAUGGUACGGGCGGCUCUGCCGUGUGCAAAGGUUGCCCAGCUUACAACAAUAGAGUGGUGCUUCGCCAGAACGAAGAGCGCCAUGCCAAAGAAGAGGACCACAAGCUGUCCGAGGAAGAGGACAGUUUGGCCGUGGCCUGCUUCAACUGUCUGUCUACAAUCACGCCGCUCUGGCGUCGUGACGACGCCGGCAACACCAUCUGCAACGCCUGUGGGCUCUACUACCGUCUUCACGGGUCCCAUCGUCCCAUCAAAAUGAAGCGCAGCACCAUCAAGCGCCGUAAACGUAACUUCGACACCCCUGCGCCCAAGCAAGAAAAGAGACUGAAGCCCGAGAAGGCCCUGCCGCGACCGAAGGCUCUGCCGAACCCUCGGGCCCAAACGCCUGCCAGCGACGCCACCCCGGUUGCGAUGCCCGCCCUGGCGCCUCCUCACAAUCCUGGGCCAGCUCCCAAUCCAGGCGCUGUCCAGGCAGGCCAGGCGCCGUUUGUGCCCUCGUACUACCUCCCGUACCUGGGCCACGGCAGAAUCCCCAACGGACCAGGCCCCAUGCCAGGCCCUCCUCCGCCCCAGGUGGUCUUCCACCAGGCAGUGCCCGUUUACUACCCAGCAUACGCCCAGCCCGCGCCUCCACAAGGGCCUCCGGCGCCUCAGCAUCCUGCGCACCACACCCAUGGUCCCCAGAGACCCGCAUCUCAAGGGCCCCAGGCGCACCAGCAUAUCCAGCAUCCUCCCGUCCAGGCGCCUGCUCCGCAGCCGUUUUUGCAGCCGCUUACCUACGGCCGUUCCGGGCUGCCUGCCCAGGAGAAGAUUACGCUUCCUUCGAUUCAAAAUAUCCCACGCACUCCGCCCGUCGAGGCCAACAAGCCUGCGUUGGCGGUGGACUUUACCAAUGCGUUCCAGGAUAAGGAGCGCGGCAGACGCAGCAUGUCAAUCGGGGGGCUUCUCAAUGACAAAUAG